Dentiscutata erythropus is the source of this 339-nucleotide messenger RNA. The record is from the annotation of a GenBank genome assembly. NCBI's taxonomy places the organism in Eukaryota, Fungi, Glomeromycota, Glomeromycetes, Diversisporales, Gigasporaceae.
AUGGCCCACAUGGUCCUUUCCUUGAUCACGGAUCCUUUGCGAACUGUUUUUGCGAUCAAUGUGAUGGUCAUCAUAUUCCGUUUUACACUUGCAAGAGUGAAAAUUGUAAAAUUAAAUGUCCUCCUCAUACUAGAAAAUGUUCUAAAUAAUUCUAUUUCUUCUGGAAAAUCUUCAAUAAAUAAUUCUGUGAAUUCUAUUUCUUCCGAAAAAUCUUUAAUAAAUAAUUUUGAGAAUUCUAUUUCUUCUGAAAAGUCUUUAAUAAAUAAAUCAUCUGAUUUUGCCAUUGAUAAAGAUUUACCAGAAAUCUGGAACAAUUUCUGGUCAAAAUUUCUUGGAUAA